Rotaria socialis is the source of this 1341-nucleotide messenger RNA. The record is from the annotation of a GenBank genome assembly. NCBI's taxonomy places the organism in Eukaryota, Metazoa, Rotifera, Eurotatoria, Philodinida, Philodinidae.
AUGUCAUCCGUGUCAUUUUUUGAACAAUUGACCAGCAGUGUGUCAAUCUCUUUCGUGUCUAUUAUUUCAGUGGCCACUUUGGGUGUUAUAUUAGUUUAUUCAAUUGCUAGUCGUCUUCUUUUUUCUUCAUCAACAAAAUCAAGUUCUUCUUUGAAACAACUUACAAAUAAAGAGAAGAAAAUCAAAGAAGCUAAUAUAAAAAAACAGCAACAAAAAGCGGACACAACAUUAACUAAUAAUAAGAAGAAUAACAAUAAAGCAAAAAGGAAUAUAACUACUACAAUAUCAUCAUCGUCAUCAUCAAGUUCACAAGCAGAAGAAAGUGACAAUGAAACAGUUAAUACUAUAUUACAAAAGCAAAAGCCAAUAAAAUCAAAUAAGGCUUUAACAGAUAAAAAAGCAGUUACUGCGAAUGAAAACAAGAAAUCGGUCGUUGUUACUAAUCAAAGUAAAACAUCAUCAUCAAAACAACAACAGCAAGUACCUGAACGUGCCGAAAAUACUGAUGGAGUGCAAAGUGGUGAGAGCAAAAAGAAACUUUCAAAACCUGCUGAAACGAUUGCACUCAACAAGCAACAAACAACAAAGAAAGGCGAUACUACGAAUAGGACAACUACCAAUAAGAAACAGCAACCAGUAGUUGUUAUACCUGAUGUUGAUAAACGUACAUCAGUCGAUGUUCCAGCUAAUAGUGAUCAUGAAGAUGAAGGUCAAUGGGUUACACAAGGCAAUAAACAGAUUAACAAUCGUAAUCGUAAUAAAUCAAAAGGUGAAACAUCAAAUUCUAAUAAUCAAGAAUCAUCACCACGGCCAUCAUCAUCAUCUAACCGCAAGAAAGAACAAGAAAAACGAACAACGUCAAUCAAUAAUACUUUAGCAUCAGCAACAAAUAAAAAUGAAUCUGAGGUUGAAACAAUAGUAACAUCUAAUAUAUCUGUUUUGCCAACACCACAAAUUCAAGAACCAAUUGAGAUUUGUCAAUUAUUGCCAAUAAAUGAAAAUCGUUAUACAGCUAAUGAUACUUGGUGGAAACAAGCAUUAAAUAAGCAACCAACAUUUUCUAUUGAUGACAUCGGUGAAUGGCCUGAACGUGAACAAGAUGAAGAAUAUGUGGUUCAAGUGAAACGUAUCGUACCAACGAAAAAUAUUAGUAAAACUGCAUUAACUGAAAAAGAUAUUAAUAUUGAUGAAAAUGAUUCAAUUAAUAAUCAUAAAAAUGGAAAAGACGAUGAAAAAUUAAAUUUUAAUGAACAGGUCAAUUCAUCAGCAGUUGUCACAGGUGAAACAACUGCAACAUCUCAGUCGAAAAAGAAAUCAUCAAAUGUACGUCGAAUUUCUUAA